This is a messenger RNA of Lachancea mirantina, 1221 nucleotides long. The record is from the annotation of a GenBank genome assembly. Lineage: Eukaryota; Fungi; Ascomycota; Saccharomycetes; Saccharomycetales; Saccharomycetaceae.
AUGAAGUUGCGACUUCACCGGAUGAAAAAGGUGUUGGCAAGACCCUUCGAGAACCUGACUGCGUUGGAUCAGCUCGUGCAGAUCAUAAGACUUGCGUCGUCUCUUUUGGUGUCCAUUUUGAUUUUUAUUUUGACUGUUGGAGCUCUAGUAUCACCUACUGCGCUUUUCAUGGGCAAGUUGAACACGUCGUCGAUUGAUAUAGCAUACGGUUUGUUCGAUGCUCUGCAAUCUUCCGUUGAGUCAUCAGUAUCCAACAUGAUAAACAAUGGUGUAGGUCUCACUACUUCAGAGAUUCUAAUUUUGACGGAAUAUGCGUCGUCGCGUGUAAGUGAGGUCCCUGACUUCAUUGUAACUUCGGUCUAUGGUUGGUGCAGAGUCACAAACUCCACCGAAACGCACAAUCAGACGCGCACGGCAUGCAUUAGAGAACAUUCUAAUUAUAUUUUUGAUUACAGAGACAUUUUGGAAGAUAUUGGAUUAUCGAUCAUACUGACGUACGCCUACGGUACGACCGAUUCAUCCACUGCGGCAGAUGUAAACACUAGCAGCUACGAAGACUAUCUGAAGCAAACUCGCAAGACGAAAGAGCGCAUGAUCAAUUUGUUAUACGUAACUCUGUCCACUCAAAUGCUACUAGCGGGCCUUUCGCUCUGGUAUUAUUCGAUUAAAGACAAAUCUUUGAAUAAGCUGAAAGAGCAGUUUCUCGUCCACAGCAUCUCCUUUGGAUCUUUAUUCAUAUUCAUAUCAUCACUCGUGGUGGUCAUCAACUUGGCAACUAUCAACAUACAAAUUCGAUCCAAAAUAAAGGACGAGCUCAAAAGUUUUGGUAUCUCGUAUCAUUUGGGGAACGCUUGGUUCACAGCACUGUGGCUUCUUGUCAUUUUUUCGUUCGUUUCUUGCGGUCUCUGGUCAGGACUUGAAUGGUGCAUAAGCGAAACACCUACAGUAGGUGAAAAUUAUGAACUAGGAGUCCUUGCUAAUACGGACGACAAUAGUCUAGAGAGAAUUCCAUCAGUCGGUGGUCCUUUGCUACCGCGAAGUACUAGCCAACUUCUCAAACCUGCACAAACCUCGAUCCAUUCCGAUCAUGAAAUGGGGCAAAUGGAAUCUGCAGAUAUCUCCCCAACAACGACCCUCAGGCCUACCCUUUCUAGCCGCAGUGGUAACACGUCGUCUUCUAAUCCCAGAGUGGUGAUUCCUCUUUCAACCUUUCAGAUGUAA